This is a messenger RNA of Aspergillus novofumigatus IBT 16806, 1731 nucleotides long. RefSeq lists its product as uncharacterized. The transcript is spliced from 2 exons. Bases 304 to 1542 code for a protein of 412 amino acids. The record is from RefSeq and is a predicted model, not a curated record. Lineage: Eukaryota; Fungi; Ascomycota; Eurotiomycetes; Eurotiales; Aspergillaceae.
AGCCACCAACCUCCAGAAUACCACCAUUAUUACCUGUUCCGGCGCAGGCUGUCUCUUGCUGUUCCUGUAGAUAUUGAUUAGUCAAGACGAAACUGAGCUCACUCACUCACCGACUCUUUCGGUCUCUGUACUGCGAUGGCCGGAAACAGCAAUGUUCUCACACUCCACUAUAGCUGACCAUUCGGUCCGUCAUGCCUUAAGUAUCUAGGCGAGUACCUAGGCGGAGACAUUGGUCUUCAGGCAUGAAACUUCCCCUGCUUGAUCCUGUUGAAUGCACUUGAGGCACGGCCAUGCCAGUUCAGUAUGAGUCGCCUCGAAAAGCUCGACGACGUAGAAUCGCAAAACGAGGAUGCCUCAAGAGACCUGACAUGGUCCACUAUACUGAAAUGGGGUGCCAUCACCUAUACCAGCAUGCUAAUUGUGUUCAUCAGCGUAUGCAGCUGUUAUCCUUCCCUCAUUGAAGUAGGGCUGCUUUCACUGCUAUCCCACAGACGCUCCUCCGGCCCCUUUCUUGCGUAUUCCCACGAUGUUGGUCCUUUUGAGAAACCGGCGGGGUUUGACAUCGUUGCACUGGUACCCUACAAGCAUCAUGAGCAGACGUCUGUUUUGGACUGUUAUCUGCAGAAAAAUCUUGUCAACAAUCAUGGGUUCCUAGACAAAGUGAUUUUUAUUCCGCAGUCGAAUGAUACAGCGAGUCUCGAAUGGCUGGCCUCGAUCGUCCAAGAGACGUCCGCCUACAGCAUUUGGACAUCACCGGCUGACAUUUACCGGGAAACGAAUAGUCGUACGCUGUUCGUCUGGCUGGACGGCGAUAUCGUCUUUCUGGAAGACCACACCAUUCCAACCAUUGUCAGAACAAUGCUCGACAAUUCGGAUUCAUUAGUGGUCUCCGCAAAUGUCAUCAACCAGGCAGCUCUUGAGGCACUUCACAGUCAUUCUGGGGUUGUUUUGCCCUACCUCCCAGAACUUCAUCAGGCUUCGGCAGCUGCGCAACUACCACCUGCAGCAGACCUGGAUUGGCGUACUUCAAAUCUUCCAGCGUGGACCGGACCAAAAGAUUUCCGAGUCCUAAAAGGAUUCGCUCCGCCCGGCAACAAGCAUCGCUGGCUCCUUUCAGAUGAUGAACAGGUCGACCGGACUCCGAUCAGCACAUCCAUGUAUACCACUGAUGGACCGGGCUUUACUGAUUGGACUGUCAAAGCUCAACAGCAUUACUCGUUCCUGCAUCACCUUGAAUUGGACGAACUUUACCGAUACAAGUUCCCCAAGUGGAGCAAUCCUGCAGAUAUCAGCCCGAAUCUUCUGUGCUUCUGGGAUGCUGAUGCGAAUGCGUUGCAGUCCAGCAUCCUGCACGGUAGUUCGUACCUACCAUUCGGAUCCGUCGAGAAUGCGACUAAUCCCACAAAACGCAUCAUUAUCGAUGGCAAAGGGUUGGCGGCACAUUACUCGGCGGACGCAGGCGCCGAGGAUCUGGACUCUACUGAUAUUCUUCAACGGUACGGGGCCUACGCGAAAGAAAUGAUUUGUCCAAAUGUUUCCUGAGGUCUAUCUGCUAAGCAACUCGUGUACCGGAGUAAUGGAUCGGUCACGCAUCAUUGAUUGUCAUGUCAUCUAUACAGACUUGAUAUAAGAUAGUUAUACCUUGUUUAUAGACUUAAUUCUCUUCCAAAACAGAUAAACGACGCCAACCGUCAGGUCUAACCAGCACGGUCUAAGAUUUGGCAUGUAAAC